GUGACCCCUCUGCCAUUUGACGUUAAUGAGACUGCGCAAUAAUAUCAUCAUGGGGAGUUAACGCUCACGGAAUGACUAUUAUGUCAGCUUUUUAUAUUUUGUGAAUUGUCGUAUUAUAUGCACCACAGUCAACCGCUUUAGCAGUACUUUGUUUUGUUUUUUUCGGGGAGCCAUGCGGCGGAGUAAGACUGAAGUGGACCGGUACGUUUCCUCCGUACAGAGCUCCUCUCCCUCCCUCAAAGAGAAGCCAGUCAAAGGAUUUUUAUUUGCAAAGCUGUACUUUGAAGCAAAAGAGUAUGAACUUGCAAAAAGACAUGUAUCAGAGUAUCUCAAAGUCCAAGAGAGGGAUCCCAAAGCACACAAAUUCCUUGGACAGCUCUAUGAGAGAGAGGGAGACAUCAACAAGGCAGUAGGAUGUUACAAGCGAUCAGUGGACUUGAACCCGGCCCAGAGGGAUCUGGUGCUGAAGGUGGCUGAGUUACUGGUCAGUAAGGAGGAAUGUGACAGCAGAGCUGAGUUUUGGGUGGAGAAGGCUGCCAAGCUGCUGCCGGGAAACCCUGCAGUCUUUAACCUGAAGGAGCGUCUGUUGAAUCGUCAAGGUCAACAGGGUUGGAACCGACUCUUUGACCUCCUUCAGGCCGAGCUUGCAGCACGGCCAGCUGACGCACAUGUGAACGUGAAGCUGGUUCAGCUGUUCUGUCAGGACAGUCGGCUGGAUGAGGCUGUUAAGCAUUGCCUGGCCGCUGAGAGAAAGGGCAUGCUUCGCAACAGUCUGGACUGGUACACUGUGGUGGUGCACACACUGCAGGAGUAUCUGGCUCAGCCAAGUAUUGCCAGCAAUGAGAAGAUGUGUCGGCGUCUCCAGAGAGAGCUGCUAUUGGCUCACUGCAACCUGCUGAGAAUCACACUGUCUGGGAGUGACGUGCAGCCCAGCAUUGAUGCCCUCAGAAGUUUUGACCAAGCUAUGCAGACAGUGAGCAGCGUUGCAGGCCGCCACACAGACGAACUUUGUGAGGUGUUUGUGGAGAUGCGCGGUCACCUCUAUUUGCAUGCUGCUGCGUUAUUGUUGAAGCUGCCUCAGGAUCGGCAGAAGACCUGGAGGGACGUCAUUGACCUGGCUGCACUAUGCUACCUGCUGGCAUACCAGGUCCCCAGACCAAAGAAUAAAGUGACCAAAAGAGACCAGUCAGCGCCACAGCUACUGGAGCUGCUGGCAAGCGACCGACUGAGUCAAGCCGGCCACAUGCUGCUCAAUCUGAGCACUGAUGCAUCCACCUUGAUCAGAGAGGUGGUUGAGGCGUUUGGGAACCGUAGCGGUCAGAACUCUCUGCUUGAUCUCCUGUUUGGACAGCAGGCCUCUACUGGAUCUUCCUUUAUUGCCAAUGAUGACAUUCGUUCCAUUAACGCACUGACUCCACAGAUCUCUCAGCUGGCUGAGUGGGACGCAGGCUCCAUCCUGCUGCAUGGUGGUGACUUGCAGCAUCUGAGCUGGCUGGGGCUGCAGUGGACACUUCUGGCACAGAGACCAGCCCUGCGGGAUUGGCUACAGCAACUCUUUCCAAGGCUUACCCUGGAAACCUCCAAACUGGACACGAAUGCACCAGAGUCAAUCUGCCUGCUGGAUUUGGAGGUGUUUAUAUGUGGUGUGGUGUUCUGUAGCCAUUGUCAGCUCCAGGAGACGGCGAAGAUCAGCAGCGGAAUAAACCAGCAGCAGCAACAGCAGCUCUACGAGCCUCGCUGCCUCCCCCUCCCUCUCCUCCGCCUCUUGACCACCGACAGACAGAGGGAGUGGUGGGACGCCAUCUACAGCCUCAUUCACCAACGAGCUGCUCCUGGCAUGUCAGCAAAAUUGCGAAUGAUUGUGCAACAUGGACUGAACACUCUGAGGGCUGGAGAGAAACAUGGACUCCAACCAGCAUUGGCUAUCCACUGGGCUCAAUGUCUCAGCCAAACGGGUGAUGGAGUGAACUCGUACUAUGACCAGAAGGAGUACAUCAACCGCAGUGUUCACUACUGGAAAGUUGUCCUUCCACUGUUGGACAAAAUAAAAAACAGACGCAGUAUACCCGAACCCCUUGACCCACUCUUCUUACACUUUCCCUCCAAAGAUAUUCAGAUCUCAUGUGUGAAGGGAUAUGAAGAGGAAGCCAAAAUCACGUAUGCAGUUUUCCUUGACAUUGAAGGCAAGACAGAGGAGGCCAUCGCUACCUUGGAAACUAUCAAUAACAUGUCGUCCAUCUGGCAUCUGGCUCAGAUCUACCAGCGGCUGUCAGAGGAGGCCAGCAAUGGGGUUGAGGAGACCCAAGACAGGUGCAUCACUUUCCUGAGGAAGUUCAGGACCUACCUGUCCAAGAUCUACAAUGCCAAUGCAGAUGACAUUGAGAAGUUGCCUGUGUCCAUGGAGGAAGUUUUGGACCUCCUGAAUGAUGUGAACCAACAGCUGGGGGACGAUGGGGAGGACAUGGAUGAAGAGGAAGAGAAAGAGGACAUGGGUCGAAGAGGACCAGCCCACUCCAGCCCUGCUCAUCCCACAGAAACCAGUGCCACCAUAUCCCACAUCAAAUUUUCCACUCUCUCCCCUAACAAAAGCAUUGUCUCUCCUUCCAAAAGACACCUGAUUUCCCCGAAGACCCCACCUCAUUGGGUGGAGGACCAGAAAAGUCUCCUCCAGAUGCUGUGUCAGCAAGUUGAAGCUCUCAAGAAUGAGGUUCAUGAUCUGAGACACAACUCUUCAGGGAAUGCAGGCUCUCCUCAUCACAAGAUGUAUGGGGAGAGUUACGGAGCUGAGGGCUUACAGGACACUUUCACGCCAGUCCAGUCCUACCAUGGGGCCCCUCUAACAGUUGCCACCACAGGCCCCUCUGUGUACUACAAUCAAUCUCCAGCAUAUAACUCACAGUAUCUCCUGCGCACGGCAGCAAAUGUAACCCCCACCAAGGGCCCAAUGUAUGGUAUGAACCGUAUGCCACCUCAGCAGCAUAUGUAUGCCUACCAGCAGCCCACACAUACACCUCCAUUGCAGACAGCCCCGGCCUGCAUUUACCCUCCUCAAGAACAGGUCUUUGGUGCCCCUCUUCGAUUUGAAUCACCAGCCACUAGCCUUCUUUCCCCAUAUAGUGAAGAAUAUUAUGGCCAGAGUGUAUCCCAACAAACCACCAACCCUCCCUUACCUGAACCUGGCUACUUCACCAAACCCUCUGUAGCCCCUGUUCAGCCACCAAAGAGCAUCGCGGGGAAGCCUAUGGAAUUUGGGAAGCUCUCAUUCAGCCAGCAGGCACCUGCUGAAGUUCCCAAAGUGCCUAGUUUUGGAGCAAGCACAGUUGCCCAGUCAACACCUUCAGCUGCAUUUAAAUUUAACUCCAACUUUAAAUCCAAUGAUGGAGAUUUCACUUUCUCGGCUUCUCAGGCCAAGCAUAGUGAAAGUUUGCUUGGUCUUCUUACGUCAGACAUUCCCACUAAAACAGAUACUGUUCCAGAGAAGCCCAUAGCUCAAGAGCAGCCCCCCAGCCAAACGGGCAUCUUCACCUUUGGCAAUAAAAAUUCUAAUGGCUUCUCCUUUGCUGAUGCAGCACAGAGCACAAAUACCGGAAGUCUGUUUGGAAAUGUGGAGCAGCCAUUUAAAUUUGGGGAUGUUACCAAGCCAGUGUUUGGGAUAGCCAAGGCUACUGCAGAAGAGGAAAGGGCGGUAGAUAGCGACAAUGACAGCACGCAUGUUGAGGAGGAUGAAGAUGGUCCUCACUUUGAACCCAUUGUACCCCUUCCGGACAAAGUAGAUGUGAAAACAGGUGAGGAAGAAGAGGAGGAGAUGUUUUGCAAUAGAGCAAAGCUGUAUCGAUUUGACACAGAGACAAAAGAAUGGAAGGAGCGGGGCAUUGGCAACGUUAAAAUCCUAAAACACAGCACUAAAGGGAAGGUUCGCCUCUUGAUGAGAAGAGAACAGGUCCUUAAGAUCUGUGCCAAUCAUUACAUCAAUGCUGAUAUGCUACUGAAACCGAAUGCUGGCUCUGACAAAUCCUGGGUCUGGAAUGCCAUUGAUUAUGCAGACGAAGAGCCUAAGCCUGAGCAACUAGCCAUCCGCUUCAAAACCGUAGAUGAGGCAUCACUUUUCAAAGCCAAGUUUGAGGAAGCUCAGAAAAUUGUGUUGAGAUCGUCAGAGAAGCAUGAUCAACAGGAGAAGAAAGAGGAAAGCUUAAAAACCUCUGAUUCAUUGGCCGCACAGUUUGCACUGAAAGAAGGGGAAUGGGACUGUACUGUGUGCUGUGUAAGAAAUAAAUCCAAGGAUAUGCAGUGUGUUGCUUGUCAAAGUGCCAAUCCUAAUUCUUCAUCAAAACCAGACAUUCAGGCUGCAAGUGAAACCAAAGGCAGUCCCUUUACUUUCAAAUUUGGGACUGAUGCAUCAAAACCUAGUAGUUCUGGCUCUCCAUUUACUGGAUUUGGUGCUUUUGGAGCUUCCAUACCCCCUUCAUUUACGUUUGGCACAAGCACCUCAAAACCUGCUGACACAGUAACCAGUGCCUUUAGUGCUGGCUUUGGGGCUCAGUUUGGCAAGAAGCCAGGGCAGUGGGACUGUGGCACAUGCUCUGUAACAAAUGAGGCCUCUGCAGACAGUUGUGUUUCUUGUAAAGCUCUGAAAGUUUCACCUAAAACAACUGCCACAGCACAAGUGGCACCAGCUGCAACUGCACCUGUAGUUAAGCCCUCAGAUGUUGUUGACUCUGGGUUUGGUGCCCAGUUUAGCAAGAAGCCAGGGCAGUGGGACUGUGAUGUAUGUGAAGUAAGAAAUGAAGCUUCAUCUGGCAAAUGUGUCGCCUGUGGCACUCCCAACCCUACUGCUAAAUCAAAAGAGGGUGCUCCAGUUGAGUCCACUCUGUCAACAGUGUCAGUUUUGUCAGGAAUUGUGCCUGAUUUUGCAAAGAAGGAUGAAAAGUGGGACUGCAGUUCCUGCCUGGUCAGAAAUGAUGCAUCAGCUGCUGAAUGUUUUUCUUGCCACACCCCUCGUGAAACCCCCUCUUUAGAAGCCAUGUUUGCCAAGAAGGAUGGAGAAUGGGACUGUGAUAUGUGUCUGGUGAGAAAUGACGCUUCUGCCAAUAAGUGUGUGGCCUGUCAGACGCCAAAUCCCAAUGCCAAAAGCAUAACCAGCGCUGCUCCUUCAGCUUCCUCCUUUAGCUUUACCUUUGGAACGAAGAGUUCAUCAAGCCAGCCUGCUGGAACUGGAUUUACAAUGCCUUUUGCAGCAGGCAGCACUUUCCAGUUUGGGCAAAACAAAGAUAACAGUUCAGCUGCUUCUUUCAAGUUUGAGGCUCCUCAGUCUGGAUCUAGUACCACAAGUUCUUCAGGCUUCUCUUUCUCAAUGCCCAUUCCAUCUGAUGGCUUCAAGUUUGGCAUUCAGGACACUGCAAAAGAAACUCCCUCAACUGAUAAUGAGACAACCCCAUCAGGGCCAGCUUCUAGUUUUCUUAAAAGCAUAGCUGACAAACACAAGGAGAAAGUAGAUGCAUCCACACCUUUAGUAGGCCAAACAGAGCAAGAUCAAAAUCCAUUAAUUUCUGGGAAAACUGAUUCAUUCAGUUUUGCAGAUCUGGCACAAUCCUCUGGAGGAGACUUCCAGUUUGGCCAGACCGACCCCGAAUUCAAAGGUUUCUCUGGGGCUGGUGAGCAGGUGUUCUCAUCCUUCCAGGCAACGCCCACCAAGACAGAUGCCCCAAAUGAGGUGGAGGAAGACGGCAUGUAUAAAACCGAGGAAAAUGAUGAUAUCCAGUUUGAGCCAGUGGUCCAGAUGCCUGACAAGGUGGACCUGGUGACAGGGGAGGAGGAUGAGCAGGUUCUUUAUUCUCAGCGUGUCAAACUGUUCAGAUUUGAUUCUAACACCAGUCAGUGGAAAGAGCGUGGUGUAGGAAUCCUUAAAUUCCUAAAAAACACCACUAAUGGCAGGCUAAGGGUGCUGAUGAGAAGAGAGCAAGUUCUGAAGGUUUGUGCCAACCACUGGAUUACCACCACUAUGAAUCUUAAGCCGCUGGCGGGCUCAGACAAGGCAUGGAUUUGGAUGGCCAAUGAUUUCUCUGAUGGGGAUGCUAAACCAGAGCAGUUGGCUGCCAAAUUUAAAACCCCAGAGCUUGCUGAGGAAUUUAAGGAAAAGUUUGAAGAGUGUCAAAGACUUCUCUUAGACAUCCCCCUACAAACACCGCACAAGCUUGUUGACACAGGUAGAACAGCACAUCUCAUUCAAAAAGCGGAGGAAAUGAAGUCUGGUUUGAAAGACCUAAAAUUCUUCCUGACAGAUGAGAAAACAAAGAUCAAAGAUGAUGACAGCCAGGGAGACAUUACAACAACCAGCAAUGUUUCAAGCCUUGUAAUGAAGCCUCACGGUGAAACCACUGGCCCCACCCUAGAAUGGGACCACUAUGACCUUAGAGAAGGGGCUUUAGAUGAUACUGCUGACUCAUCAGUCUAUGCCUCUCCCCUCGCCAGCAGCCCCCUGAGAAAGAACCUUUUCCGCUUUGGGGAAUCCACUGGUGGAUUCAGUUUCAGCUUCCAGCCUGGCAUUAGCCCCUCCAAAUCUCCUGCUAAGCUUAACCAGAGCAGAGCCUCAGUGGGCACUGAUGACGAGCAGGAUGUAACCCAGGAUGAGGAGAGAGAUGGCCAGUACUUUGAACCUGUGGUCCCCUUGCCUGAUCUGGUUGAAACUUCCACAGGGGAGGAAAAUGAACAGAUAGUCUUCAGUCACAGGGCCAAACUGUAUCGCUAUGACAAGGAGCAGAGUCAGUGGAAGGAGAGGGGUAUUGGAGACCUCAAGAUCUUGCAGAAUUUCGACACCAAACGAGUGAGGUUGAUAAUGAGGAGAGAUCAGGUACUCAAGAUCUGUGCUAACCACUGGAUCACAACGGCCAUGAAGCUUGAACCUAUGAAGGGCGCUGAGAAGGCCUGGGUCUGGAGUGCCUUGGACUUUGCUGAAGCCGGCGAAGGUAAUAUUGAGCAGUUGGCUGUUAGAUUCAAACUGCUGGACACUGCAAACACAUUUAAACAGGUCUUUGAAGAAGCCAAGGGUGCACAAGAAAGAGGGGAACUUGUGACCCCAGUUACAACCGGGGUUGCCACACCUCAAGACAGUGGACCUGCACAAUCAGGAAAUAGUGCUACAGCAGUGUGUGGGAAGGCAGCCAUUGCUGUUCUGGAAGAGACUACAAAGGAACGUACAGACCUUUCUCCCGACAGUAAGCCAUGUGCAGCUGGGUCUCAGAGUCCAGGCAACACCUCCAAGUCAGUGGUGUCGCCCCCUAAAUUUGUGUUUGGCUCUGAUAGCCUUCAGAAGAUUUUUGGCAGUCCAAAAUCUCACUCUGACACUGAUGACUGUGAAUCCGGGUUGAAGGCCAAAGAUUCUGGACGUCUUGCCAGGACUUCAUCUGCAGCACCUGCAUUCAAAAUCCCAGAGAAAGGAGAAGACAGUGCAAGGUCGGAUGAUGACUCUGACGUGGAGAUCGUCUAUGUCAGGGAACCCACUGCCGAACAGGCUGCUUUAGCCAGGAAACUUCUGCUGCCUCUCACCUUCUUCUGCUACCAGAAUGAACCAGGCUACACCAGCGAUGAUGAACCUGAUGAUGAGGACUAUGAGUCAGCAGUGAAAGCCUUAAAUGGAAAGCUCUACCCUGAUCCUCUGGAGAGAAAGGCAGCAGCAUCUGGUGGUGGUGAUGAGUCAGACUGCCAGGUGGUCUGGGAGAAGAAGCCGACGCCAGAGGAGGAGGAGAAGGCCAAAAGCCUCCAGCUUCCACCCACCUUCUUCUGUGGCCUGAGCACCACAGAUAGUGACCCAGAUCACGACAAAUCUGAAGACUUUGAGACAGAAGUCCGCAAGGCACAACAAGACCUGGAUGCUCAGUUAAACGAAGCUGAAAAGGUCUCCAGCAGCCCGGCUGAAGAGACAACAUCAGACCCAUCACCUAGCAGUGCGGAGGCUGCAGGAAGCACGUCUACACCAGAGGACCAGACCUCAGACCAGACUUCAGACCAGACCCCAGACCAGACUUCAGACCAGGCCUUAGACCAGACUUCAGACCAGCCAACAGACAUUCAGAAUGAAGCUCCUAGCAGUGUCUCUCCCAUUGACCUUUCGACUAAGAAGAGCCCAGAGCCAGAGUCAAACGCUGGGACUGCCACAGCUACUACUGCUACGACAGCAAGUCAAGACUCUAACUUUGGUUUCAACUCACUCGGAGGCUUCUCUUUUGCCGACUUGGCCAAUAAGACAGACGGAUUUGCCUUUGGAUCACAAGACUCCAACUUCUCCUGGGCAAACGCAGGAGCCACAGUAUUUGGGGCCGCAGUGUCUUCAGCACCAAAAAACAAUGGCGAUGAGGAGGGGAGUGAUGAAGAGGAAGCUCCUAAUAAUGUGGACAUUCACUUUGAGCCAAUAGUGUCACUACCAGAGGUGGAGACAAAGUCUGGAGAGGAGGAUGAGGAAAUCCUGUUUAAGGAGCGCGCCAAGCUGUACCGAUGGGACCGGGACCUCGGCCAGUGGAAGGAGCGUGGCAUCGGUGACCUCAAGAUCCUCUACCACCCAACCAAACAUUUCUACCGAAUCCUGAUGAGAAGAGAGCAGGUGCUGAGAGUUUGUGCCAACCACACAAUCUCACCGGCGAUGGAACUCAAACCCAUGAACGCCUCAGCUAACGCACUGCUCUGGACUGCCACCGACUACUCAGAUGGCGACGCCGCAGUGGAGCAGCUGGCAGCCAAGUUCAAAACCCCUGAGAUAGCCGAAUCCUUCAAGAAGACCUUCUGCGAGUGUCAGAGCCACAUUGGCCAAAGUAGCGACGAUGACUCAUGUAUCUCCACACCGCAGAUGUCUAGAGUUCAAGAGCACUCCAGAGACUCUAACCCAAAGGUGUUCCUCACAGUGGCAGCAGACGGCCAACCACUGGGCACAAUCACCAUAGAGCUUUUCUCCCAUAUUGUUCCUAAGACGGCGGAGAACUUCAGGGCUCUCUGCACUGGAGAGAAAGGCUUCGGGCUGCGGGACUCCAUCUUCCACAGGGUCAUACCGGACUUCAUGUGUCAGGCUGGUGACAUCACCAACAGUGACGGCACAGGAGGCAAAUCCAUCUAUGGCAGCAAGUUUGAGGACGAGAACUUUGACGUUAGGCACACGGGCCCGGGUAUACUGUCCAUGGCCAAUAGAGGGCGUGACACCAACAACUCGCAGUUCUUCAUCACCCUGAAGAAAGCCGAACACCUGGACUUCAAACACGUGGCUUUCGGCUGGGUGCGGGAAGGCAUGGAUGUAGUGCAACAGAUGGGGGAACUGGGCACAAAGGGAGGCGUGCCCGCAAAGAAGAUUGUCAUCACAGACUGCGGACAGCUCUAGACAUUUUACAGCUUGGUUUAGGUUAUAAAAUUCACAGUUUGGUUUAGGUUAUAAGAUUAAGGACUUUGGAUAAUGAUGUGUUCCCUGUGCAGUGCGUACCCUCCUGCUGAAACUGAAUCCAUAGUCAUUAAGCAUCUGAGAAUUUAACACUGAUCAUAGGACUACUGGUCAAGACCCUUCAUCACAGACACUUGACUCCGGUAGCUUGGGAUGAGAAGUUAUUUUGCUUUUCCUGUUGUGUAUUCUCAAAUGGGGAAACGUGUGUGUGAGGAGGCAUUUGGAGCAAACAUAGCGUACUUUUUGCUCUGUUGCACUUGUAUCUAAAUCAUUGUCAAUAAAUUCUCAUAAUUUGUUUAUUUUGUCUGUAUAAUUGUACAUGGACUACUUUUUUAAUGUUUGUUUUUUGUUCUUUUGUGUUGCAUGUGCUCAGUUUGAACAUGCUGGUCCUCUUCAUCCGCUCCACUUUGGGGAUUUAUUUUUUUUCUCCCCUUUUUCUGAAGAAGUCUUAAUCAUAAUGGAAAGAUGAGAUCCUUUGAAAGCACUCUGGUUUUGUAACAGCGCCCCUGCCUUCUCUCCAAAUGCUGCCACUGUGUACUUUUUACUGUAGGUGUCCCCCACUGAUUUUUUUCUUUGUGUAAGUGGAUUUCACAAUGUGCAGAUAAUUGGACUUCUUACUUUCCCACAUAGACUUGAGUCAUCUCACUGUGUUGCUCAGUGGAUGCAGGGUGGGUUGAUGGUGAAGACAUUAAUCUGGUUCAGGUUUUACAUAGACGAUCCAUUAUAGUUUGAGAUUAUCACAGUUUAAAGUUGAAAUGGUGCGUGUUGUACCAAAAUAAUAUGCUGAUAAAGGACAAAUAAAGUUGCUUUACAAGUAA
This is a messenger RNA of Thunnus maccoyii (southern bluefin tuna), 10233 nucleotides long. RefSeq names its product RAN binding protein 2 (gene ranbp2). The record is from RefSeq and is a predicted model, not a curated record. Bases 173 to 9358 code for a protein of 3061 amino acids. Gene Ontology annotation, biological process: NLS-bearing protein import into nucleus; protein peptidyl-prolyl isomerization. Gene Ontology annotation, cellular component: nuclear pore; cytoplasm. The transcript has 29 exons. NCBI's taxonomy places the organism in Eukaryota, Metazoa, Chordata, Actinopteri, Scombriformes, Scombridae. Gene Ontology annotation, molecular function: GTPase activator activity; peptidyl-prolyl cis-trans isomerase activity; protein binding.